This is a messenger RNA of Penicillium lagena, 1410 nucleotides long. Its product is annotated as glycoside hydrolase family 5 protein. Gene Ontology annotation, cellular component: extracellular region; cell surface. NCBI's taxonomy places the organism in Eukaryota, Fungi, Ascomycota, Eurotiomycetes, Eurotiales, Aspergillaceae. Gene Ontology annotation, biological process: glucan catabolic process. The transcript is spliced from 4 exons. Gene Ontology annotation, molecular function: beta-glucosidase activity. The record is from RefSeq and is a predicted model, not a curated record. The coding region runs from base 1 to 1410 and encodes 469 amino acids.
AUGGCCACUGGUUACCUGCGCGUAAAGGGCGACAAUGUCGUCGACCAGAACGGAAACGCCGUUGUCCUGCGAGGAGCUGCCAUCGGUGGGUGGAUGAAUAUGGAGAAUUUCAUCACCGGGUUCGCGGGACACGAAUCACAGCACCGCGCUGCAAUGCGCAAAGUGCUUGGCUCGGAGAAAUACGAAUUCUUUUUCGACAAAUGGCUAGAAUACUUCUUCACCGAUGCCGACGCCAAAUUCUUCGCGGAGCUGGGUCUGAAUUGCCUCCGACUACCCUUCAACUACCGCCAUUUUGAAGAUGACAUGAACCCACGUGUGCUGAAAGAGUCUGGGUUUAAGCAUCUGGAUCGGGUGGUUGACCUGUGCGCCAAGCACGGUAUCUACACCAUUCUGGAUAUGCAUGCCGUGCCUGGCGGCCAGAACCCAGACUGGCAUUCUGACAACCCGACUAGCUAUGCCGCUUUCUGGGACUACAAGGAUCACCAGGACCGCACGGUGUGGCUGUGGGAGCAGAUCGCUGCGCGGUAUAAAGGGAACCACUGGGUUGCCGGAUACAACCCGCUUAAUGAGCCCUGUGAUCCGGAGCAUGUGCGGCUGCCGGCGUUCUAUGCGCGGAUCGAGAAGGCGAUUCGCAAGGUCGAUCCGGACCAUAUUCUCUGGCUGGAUGGGAAUACGUUCGCGAUGGAGUGGAGAGGUUUCGACACCGUGCUCCCGAACUGUGUUUAUGCCAUGCAUGAUUAUUCGUCCAUGGGAUUCCCCACUGGGGACCGAUACAAGGGCACGCCAGACCAAAAACAGAAUCUCGAGAGCCAGUACUCCCGCAAAGCGCAGUUCAUGAGCGAACAUGCUACACCAGUCUGGAACGGCGAGUUUGGUCCUGUAUAUGCCGACCCAGCUCUCGAUACCGACGCCGAGACAAUCAAUCAAGAGCGCUACAACUUGCUCGGCGACCAGCUGCACAUCUAUGACAAGCACCAGAUCCACUGGUCUAUCUGGCUGUAUAAGGAUAUUGGUCUGCAAGGCAUGAUUUAUACCAACCCGCAAAGCAAAUGGAACCAAACUAUCAAGCCCUUCCUGGAGAAGAAGAAGGAUUUCUGGCUGGACAAAUGGGGCCGCCGUCCUGCUGCUGAGCCGGAGGCUGCAUUCCAGCCUCUUAUUAACUGGAUUGAUAAGGUUAGUCCAACUGCGAAAACUACUUAUCCGACCUCCUGGAACACGGAAAUGCAUGUUAUGCGGAAUGUGUUCAACUGCUUCUUGGCGGGUACGUUUGUGGAUGAGUUUGCGGCUUUGUUUCAGGGGAUGGAGAAAGAGGACCUGGAAGAACUGGCGCGCAGUUUCCAUUUUGAUCAGUGUGUGCAGCGUGAGGGAUUGAAUCAGAUCCUGAAGGAGCAUGCGAGGGUGAGGCAGUAG